AGAAGACUCCCAAAUCGGAAUCAUCACUUUCUACCCAGCCAGAACAGUCUCUACCAGUCCCUGCCGGACAACGUGCAGGAGACGCAACAGACUAAAAACCUGGACUUCCGUCGGAAGUGGGAUAAAGAUGAAUAUGAGAAACUUGCAGAGAAACGGCUCACGGAAGAGAGAGAGAAGAAAGAUGGCAAACCAGUUCAGCCUGUCAAAAGGGAGCUUCUGCGGCACCGAGACUAUAAGGUGGAUCUGGAAUCUAAGCUGGGGAAAACCAUCGUCAUCACCAAAACUACCCCUCAGUCAGAGAUGGGAGGAUAUUACUGCAAUGUGUGUGACUGUGUGGUGAAAGACUCCAUCAACUUCUUGGACCAUAUCAAUGGCAAAAAGCAUCAGAGGAACCUGGGCAUGUCCAUGCGGGUGGAGCGCUCCACGCUGGACCAGGUGAAGAAACGCUUUGAAGUGAACAAGAAGAAGAUGGAGGAGAAGCAAAAGGACUAUGACUUCGAGGAGAGGAUGAAGGAGCUUCGCGAGGAGGAGGAAAAGGCCAAAGCCUAUAAGAAGGAAAAACAGAGAGAGAAGAAGAGGAGGGCGGAGGAAGACUUGACAUUUGAAGAGGACGAUGAAAUGGCAGCUGUGAUGGGUUUCUCUGGCUUCGGCUCAACCAAGAAGACUCACUGAUCAGCUCUGGACUUUCCCCUUUCUUAGUGAAGAUUGUUUAUACCCCCAGGACUCUGGAAAAUUCUUUAAAGACUUGACUGAGAAUUGGUAUGUCAUUCUCCCAGUCGACGUGGGCUGGCAGUGGUGGGAGGCGAGCCCACGCACGACCUGUGCUGCAGAACAAGGUCUGUCCCCCUUCAUUCGCGCCCCACUGCCUGCAGAGAUAGCGUCACCUUAUCCUCGCUGGCAGCCCUCAAUUCAGAGAGAGACCUUUCGAUGAGCCUCUUCUCCGCACACUCCUCCUGUCCCCCCUGCAGGAAAUCCUGCGGCCGUCUCCCGUUUCUGACUUCGAUCCAUUUCGUCUUUUGUGAGGAGUCUGCACGCUGAAUAUUUCUUCGGGAAACCCCAUUGGCCUUUUGCAACCUCAUUCUUUGAACUAGUCCAGGCUGCUUGUCAUGCUGUGUUCUGUGGCCUUGUGUGUGCGGGGAAACAUUCGGUUGGGUCCUUUCGUGUUAACCAGCUAGUACAGUUCUGUACAGAUGGUUUGGGUCAGGAGUUCUUCUUCCAUCUGAGAAGUGGGUAUACUUUUUAUUUGCUUAAAAUACAGAUCAUUCUUUUAAUUUUUUUAGAAUGUGUAACCAAAGGAAUGACACUGUAAUGAAUAUUAAAUAUGAUUUGUAUAGGCUGAAUUUUUAUUUCUUUCAUUGAGAAGAGCUUGAGGCUUUUUGGACCCUGGGUUUGUGGAAACUUUUUUGUAUUUUGUCUGCAAUGGACUCUCUCUUUUAUUUUCACUGGUUUUCCUUCUGUUCAGUGGUGUCAUCAGAGUUUCUUUAGCUUGGGUAAGGAAUAUCUUUCUGGGACUUACCUAGGAUAAAACUAAAGAGGAAACAGCAGAGAAAUGUGUGGAAUUUGUCUAAAAUAAAUACAUUGGCUGGAAACGA
Molecule: messenger RNA, 1592 nt
Organism: Pelodiscus sinensis (Chinese soft-shelled turtle)
Lineage: Eukaryota; Metazoa; Chordata; Testudines; Trionychidae
Source: RefSeq, a predicted model, not a curated record